UCCAAUGGUAUAUUAGUUCAUAAUUGUUUGGCCAAAUAAGGUAAAGGAUAUGCUGAUGUUGACACAAAAUGUGCAGUGGUUUGGACAAAAAACACACAACUCCAAUCUUACAUUUCGUGCUCACUCAGUACAUCUGUUACAUUGGACAUAUUUACACACCAAUGUAAUAUAUUUGGAUGCAUCUCUUCUUUUCAACUCUCAAAGACCGUGGUGGAGAAUCCAACAAUGCAGACCAUGGAUAUUGAUAAAGACACAUAUGCCAACAAGCCCAGAAAAAAGGAUUACAUUGGUGUUACAUUUUCAGCUAAUUUUCAGUGGUGGAAGAGACCAUCCGGAGUUGCUGCAGUGUGUCUGGGGCUGCUGUGUGUUCUCCUACUGGCUGGGAUCAUAGGCCUGUCUGUCUACUAUAACCGAAUCAUUGGUCAUUACUACUCUGCAGAGAGAUUCCAGACGUCCAGUUUGAACAACCUGACUAAAGAGAGAGACCAGCUAAAGACCAGUUAUAACACCCUGACUAAAGAGCGAGACAAGCUACAGACCAGAUACAACACCCUGACUAAAGAGAGAGACCAGCUACAGACCAGAUACAACACCCUGACUAAAGAGAGCGACCAGUUACAGAACCGUUACAACAACCUUACUAAAGAGAGAGACCAGCUACAGACCAGAUACAACACCCUGACUAAAGGAAGAGACCAGCUACAGACCAGAUACAACAACCUGACUAAAGAGAGAGACCCGCUACAGAACAGUUACAACACCCUGACUAAAGAGAGAGACCAGCUACAGACCAGUUACAACAACCAGACUAAAGAGAGAGACCAGCUACAGACCAGAUACAACACCCUGACUAAAGAGAAAGACCAGUUAAGGACAAGUUCUAACACCCUGACUAAAGAGAGAGACCAGUUACAGACCAGUAGUAACACCCUGACUAAAGAGAGAGACCAGUUACAGACCAGUUACCACACCCUGACUAAAGAGAAAGACCAGCUACAGACCAGUUAUAACACCCUAACUAAAGAGAGAGACCAGUUACAGACCAGUUACCACACCCUGACUAAAGAGAAAGACCAGCUACAGACUAGUUACAACACCCUGACUAAAGAGAGAGACCACUUGAAGGAAGAGCUAAACAAACAGAGCAGUGGAUGGCAGAAGUUUGAGUCCAGUUGGUACUACCUCUCUACUGAGAAGAAAUCCUGGACAGAGAGCAGGCAGGACUGUCUGAAGCGAGGAGCACACCUGGUGAUCAUUAACAGCAAAAAGGAACAGGAAUUUAUCCAUAAAUGGAGUGGAUGCCUGGACAUCUAUCUUGGUUUCCAUGACACCAAUACAGAGGGGGUUUGGGAGUGGAUUAACGAUGGCGCAUUAGGCCAAUCAUCAGCACCUGGCACUACGUAUUGGAGGGAUGGGGAACCAAAUGAUGAACAUCAGAUUGAAGACUGCGCUCAUAUCUCAAAGAAGGUAUCAGACCCACUAAAGAGUUGGAACGACGUACCAUGCACAACGACCCUCCACUGGAUGUGUGAGAAGACACCGUCCACAUUCCAGUCUCUACAGAUCUACUGUCUUAAACCUGAGGAGCAGAGCACCAUGGUUGUGUCCAAGGCCUGGACGUUACACCAGCACUUCCAGGGUUUCCCCAAGGCUAGUGACUUCCAUCUGAGGGAGGAGACGCUGCCGCAGCCCAAGAAUGGACAGGUCCUGUUGGAGGCUGUGUUCCUCAGUGUGGACCCUUACAUGAGACCCUACAGCCAGACGAUGAUGAAGGAGGGAGACGUGAUGAUUGGAUCACAAGUUGCCAAGUAAGGGUACAUUAUGGGGGAGGGAGGCGAGCAUGUGGAUGCAAACACAUUAUAGACUGACUGACACUCAUGUUGACACACUAUAGACUGACACUCAUGUUGACACACUAUAGACUGACUGACACUCAUGUUGACACACUAUAGACUG
This is a messenger RNA of Salmo salar (Atlantic salmon), 1956 nucleotides long. The record is from RefSeq and is a predicted model, not a curated record. Lineage: Eukaryota; Metazoa; Chordata; Actinopteri; Salmoniformes; Salmonidae.